Messenger RNA from Styela clava, 2220 nucleotides. Lineage: Eukaryota; Metazoa; Chordata; Ascidiacea; Stolidobranchia; Styelidae. The record is from RefSeq and is a predicted model, not a curated record.
AUGUUUCAUCAAGUUAAAGUUCAUCCUGAGGAUUGGGAUUCUCUGAGAUUCCUAUGGUAUCCAAAUGAUGACAUUUCAAAAGAACCUGAAUCUUACUUUAUGACAAGAAGUCUUUUUGGCCUAACCAGUUCACCCAGUGCAGCUGGAUAUGCUUUAAAAAGAGCUGCAAUAGAUAAUGAAACAAAUGCUAAUAUUGAUGUUUUAAAUACAGUUAAUAAUAAUUUUUAUGUUGAUGACUGUUUGAAAUCUUGUGAUUCUUCUCAUUGUGCUAUUGAUGUCAUUAAUCAGUUAGAUUGCUUGUUAUCUAAUGUAGGUUUUCAUCUUACCAAGUAUCGCAGUAACUGCCGGUCUGUUCUUUCUUCUAUUUCAGAUAUAGACAAAGCUAAAGAUAGUUUUUUGGAUUUAACUCUUGAUAAAUCAUAUUGCUCUAAGACACUUGGUAUUAUUUGGAAUAAUGUCAACGACCAGUUCACUGUGAAAGUGGACAUAAAGCCAAAGCCUCUCACGAGACGUGGUUGUCUCUCUAUGAUAUCACAAAUAUAUGAUCCAUUGGGUAUGAUGCAGCCAUUCAUCUUACCAAUGAAAAGCCUCAUGCAAACUUUAUGUGCUCAAGAUAUUGGAUGGGACUCUCUGAUCCCAACCCGAUAUGAAGAAAUAUGGCAAAAAUGGGUUAACGAGCUUCCGAAAUUGCAGGAAGUGUCAAUUCCCAGAUGUUUCAAACCACCAGGAUUUAAGACGGACCACAUUGAGCUUCAUACAUUUUGUGAUGCCAGCCAAGUUGGAUAUGGUGCAGUGAGUUAUUUGCGUAUGACGUCACAGAAUGGUGUUAUUCAUUGCUCAUUUGUUUUGGGAAAAUCUCGAGUGACACCCAGAAAGCAGAUUACCAUCCCAAGAUUGGAGCUAUGUUCAGCUGUACUCGCAGUGAAGCUCAGUCGAUUUGUCCUAAAGGAGUUGGAAUACAAAGUCAACAAUGUUUAUUACUGGACAGAUUCAACUUCAGUGCUCCAGUAUCUAUCAAAUACAUCAGCAAGGUAUCAUGUUUUUGUAGCUAACCGAGUGGCUCAAAUUCACAAUAGUUCAUCGAUUUAUCAAUGGAGACAUGUAGACACUAAGAAUAACCCUGCAGAUGUAGCAUCACGAGGAUUAAGUCCUAGAUGUAUCGACAAAGCCAUUUCUUGGUUUAACGCACCUAAAUUUCUUUGGCAUUCUCAGGAACACUGGCCUAAGCGUCCUGAAGUUUUACCUCAAAUUCCUGAAAAUGAUCCUGAAGUCAAGACUAUAAUAAAUACGAAUGUUAAUAUGGAAAAGGAUAAUGUCAAGUCUGUAUUGUCUAUGCUUAUGGAGCGCUACUCAGAUUAUGGGCGACUUCAAAGGGCAAUUGCUUGGAUAAUACGUUUCACAAAAUUCUGCAAAGCAAAGUAUUUGCACAAAGUUAAAUUUCAAGAUAUAGGCAAAUUAAGUGUUGAUGAGCUGGAUUAUGCCACUCAUGAAAUUCUCAGAAUCACCCAGCGUGAUGUGUUUUCUAAACAAAUGAAGUAUCUUGAAAUGAAUAAUAUAGAACAUAAGGUUCCAAAGAGUCAACUUCGUAAAGGUCAAUGUCAGUCACUUCAGAAUUUAUGUCCAUUUAUCGAAGAUGAUUUGAUGAGAAUUGGAGGACGUCUUCAACAUUCUUUGCUACCACUUCAUAGCAAACAUCAAAUAAUUCUACCUCAAGAUCACCAUGUGACAAGAUUACUCAUCAAAAAGUACCAUGAGCAAGAGGGACAUAGUGGCACAUUACAUGUUCUUGCAGUCAUUCGAGAACGAUACUGGAUAAUACAUGGUCAAUCUACUGUUCGCUCUUACCUAAGGAAAUGUCUUAAAUGCCGCAUGCAAAGAGCAAAGGUUGGCAAACAAGUUAUGGCACCUCUUCCUGCCAGCAGGGUAACCCCAGGUCAUCCAGCCUAUACAUGGACUGGAAUAGAUUAUAUGGGGCCAGUCAUAAUCAAGCAAGGAAGAAGCACAAUAAAGCGAUAUGUUUGUGUUUUCACAUGCAUGUCUUCUCGUGCUGUUCAUCUCGAAGUUUCACAUUCUUUGGAGACCAAUUCGUUUUUAAAUGCCUUGGAACGAUUUUCAAGUCGUCAUAUCAUGCCAAAGGAGAUCUACUGUGACAAUGCCUCUACAUUUGUUGGGGCCGAACGAGAACUCAAGGCUGCAAUAAAGUCCUGGAACAAUGAUUAA